This is a messenger RNA of Hydra vulgaris (swiftwater hydra), 1671 nucleotides long. NCBI's taxonomy places the organism in Eukaryota, Metazoa, Cnidaria, Hydrozoa, Anthoathecata, Hydridae. The record is from RefSeq and is a predicted model, not a curated record.
AUGAGUAAUAAGUUAUUAUACAAUGGUGGAUAUUCAAUGCUCGCUGUGCAUGGCCAGAAGUUCCAAACAUUGUUAUCACCUUUUGAGCAAAUUGACAAAUCUUUAUCAAUUGACAGUAAAAAAAAAUUAUACAAUAUAAAAGAAUUGAAUAAAAGAACAAAUAGAAACUGUCAGCAGCAAUCAAUCGAGAGUACUCAUAAUAAAGAAAAAAAUGUUUUUAAAACUCAUACUAAUAAGAAACCAUCUGGAGCUCAAUACGGAAAACGUAAAGCAGAAAAAGAAGGAGAAAAUGUUGCGCAUGUAAUUAGUGAUACAUCAACUAGCGAUGAAGAAGACGGAAUAGUGUCAGUUGGAAAUGUUCACUACGAUGAAAAAGAUAUUAAUAACGAAAAUGAUGAUGGCCAAGACGGUGGUGUGAAUAAUCGCGCCAAGGGAACAGCAAUCGAUUACUCAGACUGUGGUUUGUGGCCAAUUCAUCGCAACAUUAAAUUUGUUGAUUAUGUAAUUAAUAUAGGUGCAAUUCAAGUUAAUUUGGACACAUAUCCACGCGAUAAUAGAAGACGACAUUUUUCAAAUGCUUAUUACAACCGAAAACUUUCAAAUGGUGAGGUUAUUUCACGACGUUGGCUUCUGUACUCAGUUUCUAAAGAUGCGGUAUUUUGUUUUUGCUGCAAACUUUUUGAUUUCAACAUGAAUUUAAAGGUAAACGGAAAUGGAUUCAAUAAAUGGAAGAAUUUAACAGAAGCAUUAAAAAUUCACGAAAAUAGUAAGUCACACAGAAUUGCUUAUCAACUAUGGAUUGAGACAGAAAUACGAAUGAAAGCUGGUGAAACUAUUGAUAAACAAGAACAAAAACUAAUCAAAAAGGACAGUUUAAGGUGGCGAAGUGUUCUUGAACGAUUAAUGAACAUUACUUUAUACUUGGCAACAAAUAAUAUGGCCUUCAGAGGUUCUUCUGAUAAAUUGUAUGCAGUUAAUAACGGCAAAUUUUUAGGAUCACUCGCUAUGGUACAAUCACUCGCUAAAUUUGAUCCUAUCAUGUUAAACUACGUCACGCUAGCUCUUAAAGGAGAUAUUUCUGAUACCAUUCAAAAUGAAAUGAUAGAUAUAAUGGCAUCAAAAGUAACCAACAUAAUUAUAUCCAAAGCUCUAAAAAGUACAUAUUGUUCUAUUAUUGCUGACUCCACUCCUGACGUAUCUCACAAAGAACAGCUCUCGCUUACGAUUAAAAUUGUAAAUAUAUCAGAAUAUCCUAAUAAAAUAAAUGAACACUUUCUUGGGUUUUUCAAUGUUAACGACACGGCAAGUCUUGGUUUAACAGAAAUCAUAAUUGGAGCUUUAAAAGAUUUUGGACUGAAUAUAAGCUUUUGUCGAGGGCAAGGUUACAAUAACGGUGCAAAUAUGAAAGGUAAAAAAAUAGGUCUACAAAAGCGAAUAUUAGAUUUGAAUCCUUUGGCUUUUUACCUUCCAUGUGGAAGUCAUUCUCUCAAUUCGGUUAUUUGUGACGCAGCGCAGUCUUCACUAAAUUCCAUUCACGUUUUUGGCAUAAUACAAAGAUUAUUCACAUUAUUUUCUGCAUCAACUUCACGCUGGAAUGUUUUACUUAGUCAUACAACAAACUUCACUCUUAAACGAUUAUUGAGAGCCUCAAAGCCAUCCAAUACCAAAUAA